Molecule: messenger RNA, 1866 nt
Organism: Menidia menidia (Atlantic silverside)
Lineage: Eukaryota; Metazoa; Chordata; Actinopteri; Atheriniformes; Atherinopsidae
Source: the annotation of a GenBank genome assembly
AUGAGUAAAUUGUCGUUUCGGGCACGGGCGCUGGACGCUUCCAAGCCACUACCCGUCUUCCGUUGUGAGGAUUUACCCGACCUACACGAAUAUGCAUCAAUUAACCGGGCAGUGCCGCAGAUGCCGACGGGGAUGGAGAAAGAAGAGGAAUCGGAACACCACCUCCAGCGGGCCAUCUCAGCGCAGCAGGUCUACGGCGAGAAGCGGGACAACAUGGUCAUCCCGGUUCCCGAGGCGGAGAGCAACAUCACCUACUACGAGUCCCUCUACCCCGGAGAAUUCAAGAUGCCAAAGCAGCUAAUUCACAUACAGCCUUUCAGCUUGGACACGGAGCAGCCGGACUACGACUUAGACUCGGAGGACGACGCCUUCGUCAACAAGCUGAAAAAGAAGAUGGAGAUCAGCUGCCUGCAGUUCGAGGAGAUGAUUGACCGUCUGGAGAAGGGCAGCGGACAGCAGCUGGUGAGUCUCCCCGAAGCCAAGCUGCUGCUGAAGGAGGACGACGAGCUCAUCAAGGAGGUGUUCGACUACUGGAGCCGCAAGAGGAAAAGCAGCAAAGCCAACUGCCUCCUCUCCAACGUCAAGCAGGAGAAGCGGGACGGCUCCAGCACCAGCGACCCGUACGUGGCCUUCCGCCGCCGCACCGAGAAGAUGCAGACCAGGAAGAACCGUAAGAACGACGAGGCGUCCUAUGAGAAGAUGCUGAAGCUCCGCAGGGACCUGAGCCGAGCCGUCACCAUCCUGGAGAUGAUCAAGAGGAGGGAGAAGAGCAAGAGAGAGCUGCUGCACCUCACACUGGAGAUCUUUGAGAAGAGGAACGUGAUGUCGGACUACGGUGGGGAGGUGAUGGCCGAGGUCCUGGCUGAGCGGGCGCUGGUGAGGCCCCAGAUCAUCCCCCUGGUUCCCCUCACCAACCAGUACCGGCACCAGGACCACAUGGACCUCAAGGACUACAAGUCCAAGCCCGAGAAGACGGAAGCCCCCCGGCAGAAGAGGAAAUAUGAGAAGAAGCAGAAGGUGCUGCCUCUGUCGACGGGCGCCGCCCACCACCCCGGCCCCGCCGCCUUCAACCCCAAGGACCUGAACCAGUACGACUUCCCCAGUUCAGACGACGAGCCCUUCUCCCAGCUGCACUCGGGCUCCUCGGAGGCGGAGGAGGAGAACGACCCAGACGGUGCCUACGCCUUCCGCAGGAAAGCCGGCUGCCAGUACUACGCUGCCCGUCCGGACCGCGUGGGCAGCUGGCCGUGGAUCGGUCCCUGGGACGGCGGCGUGGCCGACGACCGUUUCCGCUACAGCCUCACCACCCUCACCGUCCCCCGCCGCUGCCUGGGCCCGGCCCGGCGCCGCGUGGGCCGGGGCGGAAGGGUGCUGCUGGACCGGGCGCACGCCGACCCCGAUGGCGUUUUCCACGGCCUGGACCCGGACGCCCUGGACCUGCCCCCCCCCUCCUCGCCCCCCCCCUCGGCCACCUCUCGCUCGCCGGCCACCGACAAGCUGGCCAGUACCUCAGAAACAAAUACCUCGGACAGAAGCUGCUCCCUCGGCCCCCCCCGCCGGCCCCCGCCCUCCACGGACCUCAGUCAGAUACUGUUGAACAUAAAGGCGUGCCGCUGGAGGCACUUUAGACCUCGGACACUACCACUACAGGAGCUGGACCACGCCCACCCGCUGUUCAGGAGGCUGAGCCGGGGCCUCCGCCGGCCGCCGCCCGGCCCGGGCGGGGGGGCGCCGUUCGGAGCCCAGCGCCCGCACAGGGCGGUCCCCACUGCCCCUCCGGCUGCUGGACGCGGCGGCGUGUCGGGCUGUUUUUACACGCCGGGCGUGAAACAUGGCCGCCUGUUUGUUUUCCCGCAGAGGAACUGA